UUUUUAAAACAGUUGCGUUACCUUCAUAGGUUAUUGAGGUUGGCAGCACUAUCUUCUCCAAUAAAAUCCUUUUCCCUGUGUUAACAGAACAGAAAUGUCUAAAAGAGGACGUGGUGGAUCGGCCGGAGCCAAAUUCCGGAUCUCCCUGGGUUUACCCGUAGGAGCAGUUAUAAACUGUGCAGAUAACACCGGUGCGAAAAAUUUAUUCGUAAUUGCCGUACAUGGAAUCGGAGGUCGGCUAAAUCGUUUACCAGCGGCCGGUUCCGGUGACAUGAUUGUGGCGACUGUAAAAAAGGGCAAACCAGAAUUACGUAAAAAAGUCAUGCCAGCGGUCGUUAUACGGCAACGGAAACCAUUCAGGAGGAAGGACGGUGUGUUUAUCUAUUUCGAAGAUAAUGCGGGGGUCAUUGUAAAUAAUAAAGGGGAAAUGAAAGGAUCCGCGAUUACAGGACCUGUAGCGAAAGAGUGUGCAGAUUUAUGGCCGAGGAUUGCGUCGAAUGCUAGCAGUAUCGCUUAACAUCUGUAACCGUUAACCCAUAAAAUUACAAAAAAAAUGUUGUUAACAAUAAAUUGUUACAGCGCAUCA
Messenger RNA from Photinus pyralis (common eastern firefly), 586 nucleotides. It is a transcript of the gene RpL23, whose product is annotated as 60S ribosomal protein L23. The record is from RefSeq and is a predicted model, not a curated record. The coding region runs from base 95 to 517 and encodes 140 amino acids. Gene Ontology annotation, cellular component: ribosome; cytosolic large ribosomal subunit. NCBI's taxonomy places the organism in Eukaryota, Metazoa, Arthropoda, Insecta, Coleoptera, Lampyridae. Gene Ontology annotation, molecular function: large ribosomal subunit rRNA binding; structural constituent of ribosome. The transcript is spliced from 3 exons. Gene Ontology annotation, biological process: translation.